AGGGCUUCACGGAUGGGAGUAGAAAAUGUAUGACGUAAAUGGGAUUUAGGGAGUAGGAAUCAGCCCACCGUCGGCCCAUUAUAUUAAAUCAACCACUAAGAUGCCGUAUUCCGCAUGCAACUCCGUCUAUCAGCUACUGUUUCUCGCCGCCUAGAAUCGCUGUAGACCUGCUCACUAUACUUACUGAUCAGGCUAUUACCACGCUAUAAUGUCAUAGACUCAUAGUUGCACGUUACUCACAUACCCGGUGCUUUGGAUUGGUAUUCGCUUUCCACCGAGUCCAAUGAUAGUAAUUACACGCAUCCAGCCCAAGUAGAAUCACUCACAUGAGUUAGCAGUCCAUGUGACAUUUUGCGGACGUUACAGACGUUGCGGACCUGGACGACCCAACUACGACCUUAGAGUAGUAAUUGUAAUAGUUGCCAACGCCUCGGGAAUAUUGCCUUAUAAGUACCUCCCUACCUAAGGUAGUCACCAUCAUCAACGCCAUCCUAUCCAUUCCACUAGUAAGCCAUCAUCACAAGAUCCCCUUCUUUAUAUAAAGACAUAUAAAGACACGACAGCUUGGGCUACUCAGAGGACCUCACUGCAGAGACUCAAGCUUAUUCUAAGUGUCUUUUGACUGGAAAGUCGACGCCCUUACCGAAUAGGUACACUUAGGAGUCGAAGACACCAAAACACAAUGACAGUUACACACCAGGCCGAGAUCGAGGAGAUCCGGCCGUUCGGCAAGGCUCGCUCCACGGUAGAGGGCGAGCCUCUCUCAAAGGAAGAGAUCGAGAAGUAUAACGAUUUCUUUAAGGCCAGCUUAUAUCUAUGUCUUGGUAUGAUCUACCUGAAGGAGAACCCUCUCCUCCGAGAACCGUUAAAGGUUGAGCAUAUCAAAGGCCGUCAGCUGGGUCACUUCGGAUCUGCGCCCGGCCAGAUUUUCACAUAUAUGCACUUCAACAGAUUGAUUAAGAAGUACGACCUCGAUGCUCUCUUCGUCUCUGGUCCGGGCCAUGGUGCCCCUGCCGUCAUUUCCCAAGCCUACCUUGAGGGCACCUAUUCUGAAGUUUACCCUCAGAAGUCUGAGGACACUGUUGGCAUGCAGGUCUUCUUCAAGCAGUUCAGUUUUCCUGGAGGUGUAGGAUCGCAUGCUACUCCCGAGACUCCCGGUAGUCUCCACGAAGGUGGAGAGCUUGGUUAUUCCAUCUCCCAUGCCUUCGGUACCGUUUUCGACAACCCAAACUUGAUCACCUUGACAAUGGUCGGUGAUGGUGAAGCCGAGACCGGUCCACUAGCCACCGCCUGGCAUAGCACCAAGUUUCUAAACCCCAUCUGCGAUGGUGCCGUCCUCCCAGUACUUCACCUGAACGGCUACAAGAUUAACAACCCUACUGUACUUGCUCGUAUCUCGCACAAGGAGAUUGAACAGCUCUUCUACGGAUACGGCUGGCAGCCGUACUUCGUCGAGGGUGAAGAGAUUGAGUCGAUGCACCAAGCUAUGGCCGCUACCCUCGAACACUGUGUUCAGGAAAUUCGCAAAUAUCAGAAAGAGGCUCGUGACUCUGGCAAGCCUUUCCGCCCGCGGUGGCCCAUGAUCAUCCUGCGAACACCAAAGGGAUGGACGGCGCCGCGCAAGGUUAAUGGACACUAUCUUAGUGGUUUCUGGCGUUCUCACCAGGUGCCCAUCACCGACACUACCACGAACCCGGCUGACCUUAAGAUCCUCGAGGAAUGGAUGCGUGGUUAUGAACCGGAGCGCUUAUUCGGCAAAGAAGGCAGAAUCUCCGCCGAACUGAAAGCAUUAUGUCCUACUGGUAACAAACGCAUGAGCGCAAACCCCGUUGCUAACGGUGGAUUGGUGGCCGUCCCGCUAAAGAUGCCCGACUUCCGAGACUACGCCAUCAAAGUGGACAAGACGGGUGCCACUAUGGAGGGUAGCAUGGCUAACUUCGCCAAGUUCCUACGUGAUAUCAUCAAGAACAACCCUAACAACUUCCGUCUAAUGGGUCCUGAUGAGACCGAAUCCAACAAGCUAGCUGCCGUAUACGAGGCCGGCAAGAAGGUAUGGAUGGGCGAGUACUUUGAAGAAGACGAGGACGGUGGCAACCUAUCUCCUUUCGGAAGAGUCAUGGAAAUAUUGUCUGAGCAUACCUGCGAAGGUUGGCUAGAAGGUUAUAUCUUAAGUGGUAGGCACGGUAUGCUUAACAGCUACGAGCCGUUCAUCCAUGUCAUCGACUCCAUGGUAAACCAGCACUGCAAAUGGAUCGAGAAAUGUUUAGAGGUUGAGUGGCGUGUGAAGGUCCCCUCACUAAACAUCCUCUUGACUGCCGUCGUCUGGAGGCAAGACCACAACGGUUUCACACACCAAGAUCCUGGCUUCCUCGACGUCAUCUGCAACAAGAGCCCCGAAGUAGUCCGCAUCUACCUCCCUCCUGACGGAAACUGCCUCCUUUCCGUCAUGGACCACUGCUUCCGGUCGCAGAACUACGUGAACGUAGUCGUCGCAGACAAGCAACCCCACAUCCAAUACCUCACGAUGGAACAGGCGAUCGAGCACUGCACAAAGGGUAUCGGCAUCUGGCCUCAGUUCUCCACCGACGCCGGCGAGGAGCCCGACCUCAUCAUGGCCAGCUGCGGCGACGUCUCCACCAACGAGUCGCUCGCCGCCAUCGAUCUCCUCCUACAGCACUUCCCCGACCUGAAGGUGCGGUGCGUCAACGUCGUCGACCUGUUCAAGCUGAUUCACCACACGGACCACCCGCACGGCCUGACGGACAAAGAAUGGGUCGCGCUAUUCACGGACAACAAGCCGAUCAUCUUCAACUUCCACUCGUACCCGUGGCUCGUCCACCGGCUGACGUACAAGCGGCCCGGAAGCGUGAACAUCCACGUGCGCGGCUACAAGGAGAAGGGCAACAUCGACACGCCCCUCGAGCUCGCCAUCCGCAACCAGACCGACCGCUUCAGCCUGGCCAUGGACGCCAUCGACCGCAUGCCCUCGCUCGGGAACCGCGGCGCUACCGCCCGCGACGCCCUCAAGAGCCAGCAGGUCGCCGCCGCCAACUACUCAUUCGAGCACGGCGUCGACCCCCUGUUCCUGAGCCAGUGGUCGUGGCCGGAGGAGCGUGUUAAGGAGAAGCUGCAGAAGCUGAACAUUGGAGGCAGCUAAAGAUUCCUUAGUGGCGGAAGAAUUUAUUACGAGGCGAAUGAAUAAGGCUUUUUUGUUUUCUUAUUUUCCAAAAAAAGGAAAAAAGGGGGGAGUGGGUAUUUUGGAUUGGCAUGUCUGGUUGGUGUUUCCAGGGAUAUUUCGGUUCUAAUUUUGGUCGGCACGGGUUAUAUGUCGGUUAACGUGUAAGAUGGAUGAUACGAAAAAUACAUACUUGUUAAAGUUAUUAUAUGAUUUUACUCUGAACCGAACUAUUACUGCA
Molecule: messenger RNA, 3416 nt
Organism: Daldinia caldariorum
Lineage: Eukaryota; Fungi; Ascomycota; Sordariomycetes; Xylariales; Hypoxylaceae
Product: D-xylulose 5-phosphate/D-fructose 6-phosphate phosphoketolase
Exons: 2
Coding region: 683-3157 (824 amino acids)
Biological process (GO): carbohydrate metabolic process
Molecular function (GO): aldehyde-lyase activity
Source: RefSeq, a predicted model, not a curated record